This is a messenger RNA of Musa acuminata AAA Group (dessert banana), 2315 nucleotides long. RefSeq names its product CBL-interacting protein kinase 19. The record is from RefSeq and is a predicted model, not a curated record. Gene Ontology annotation, biological process: protein phosphorylation; signal transduction. Lineage: Eukaryota; Viridiplantae; Streptophyta; Magnoliopsida; Zingiberales; Musaceae. The transcript has 2 exons. The coding region runs from base 275 to 1741 and encodes 488 amino acids. Gene Ontology annotation, molecular function: ATP binding; protein serine/threonine kinase activity.
ACUCCUCCUUCCGUCGCUUUACCGUCACGUUUUCUUCGUCUAGGAGAAGCUAUCGCUCCGCCACCGACGCUUCCGCCCCUGCCCUUUAUAUACUACCAUUCGAUAUCUUGAAGCCGCUUCUCCUUCCCACAGAUCCCGUUGCGACGGGAAAAAAGGGCAAUCGAUAGGCGCCUUCAGAGAGAGAGAAAUAGAAUUGGCUCUGGCUCUGGCUCUGGCUCUGGCUUGACGAGGGGAAGGGAAAGGAAGAAGAAGAAGGGUUGGGAUCCGAUCCCUGAUGGAGGAGGCGGUCACGAUGAUGCCGAGCGAGCACGACAAAAGGAGAAAGAAAGACGGCGGCCUCCUCCUUGGUCGCUUCGAGGUGGGCAAGCUCCUCGGCGCCGGGACCUUCGCCAAGGUCUACGUCGCCCGCGACGUGCGCACCGACGAGCUCGUCGCCAUUAAGGCCCUCGACAAGGAGAGUAUUCUCAAGAGCGGCCUCGUUGCGCACAUCAAACGCGAGAUCGCCAUCCUCCGCCGCGUCCGCCACCCCUAUAUCGUCCAGCUCUUCGAGGUCAUGGCCACCAAGACCAAGAUCUACUUCGUCAUGGAGUACGUCCGCGGCGGCGAGCUCUUCUCCCGCGUAUCCAAGGGCCGCCUCCUGGAGGACACCGCCCGCCGCUACUUCCAACAGCUGAUCUCCGCCGUCGCCUUCUGCCACGCACGCGGCGUCUUCCACCGGGAUCUCAAGCCGGAGAAUCUCCUCGUCGACGAUCACGGCGAUCUCAAGGUAUCGGACUUCGGCCUCUCCGCCGUUGCCGAACAGAUGCGCGGCGACGGGCUUUUCCACACCUUCUGCGGCACGCCCGCCUAUGUCGCGCCCGAGGUGCUCUCCCGGAGGGGCUACGAUGGCGCCAAGAUCGACGUCUGGUCCUGUGGCGUCAUCCUCUUCGUGCUUAUGGCAGGUUACCUUCCCUUCCACGACCGCAGCAUCGUGGCCAUGUACCGCAAGAUCUACAAAGGCGUCUUCCGGUGCCCGCGAUGGUUCUCGCAGGAUCUCGUCCACCUCCUCCACCGCCUCCUCGAUGUCAAUCCCCAAACCCGAAUCACCAUUCCGGAGAUCAUGGAGAAUCCCUGGUUCAGGAAAGGGUUCCGACACGUCCGAUUCUACAUCGAAGACAACCAGUUACAUAGCAUAGAUGAUCCCGAAAAUGAUCCCGAAGAUGAUCCCGAAGAUGACCAACUGCAGAAUAACGAACCUAAGCAAGAUGAGACAUACGAAUCGGGGUCGGAAUCGGACUGCUCCGUCGCUUCCUGCCCGCCUACAUUCUCGGACGAGCAGCACCACCAUCCAUUGCCAAGGCCGCCGAGCCUUACCGCGUUCGAUAUCAUAUCUUUCUCCAGGGGAUUCGACCUCUCAGGGUUGUUCGAAGAAACAGAGGAGAUGACCAGGUUCCUGUCCAAGGAGCCCGUGUCACAGAUCAUAUCGAAAUUGGAGGAGAUUGCAAAGGUUGUGAGCUUCAAGGUCAGGCGGAAGGAUUGCAGGAUCAGCUUGGAAGGGACGAGAGAGGGGGAGAAGGGCCCACUGACGAUUGGUGUGGAGAUAUAUGAGCUAACGCCAUCCAUGGUGGUGGUUGAGGUGAAGAAGAAGGCUGGAGAUGGACAGGAGUACGAAGAGUUCUGCAACAAGGAGCUCAAGCCUGGGUUGCAACACCUCGUCUACGAGUCACCUCCCGUUGUCAGAACCACUUCCAACAUGUCAUAAUGUAAACAAAAGGUUCUUUGAUCUUAAAGCAUUGGUUUCUUGAUUGACACUCGAGUGGUGGAAGUUCUUUUGGAUGUUCGUGACUUACUUGGUGGACCAGACCAUAGUAGGUGUCCACCACAACUAUGCUUUGAUCUGGUGAUGACCAUCCUGGCCUCUACUUCUACCUCCAUGAUCAACAACCAAGCUUUAAAGGAGCAUUAUUUUGAUGAUGUGGUUCAUGAUUUUUGUAGUGUUUGUCUGUCUGGCUCACCUUGGACGGGGCAGUAUGCCAUGAAGGAUUGGAUGACAGCAAGGUUUAUCAUCAUUCUGACCGUAAAUUUACGGUAUAUAAAUAUAUUCUUUGAUUAGUCCAUCUGUCUGGAAGUUGGUAGUCCUAUCUCCCCAUCUAGCUAUGAUGUUCAUGUAUAUCUCCCGUCGGAUUAAGGUGGCUGUGUAAAUAUAUAUAUAGAGGUCCAGAAUAAAUCAGUCAGUGGUUGAUUGCAAGGACCACUGUCGUACGUCUGUGUAUGUUUAUUACUCCACCUUAACAUCUGUUUGAUUUAUGAUAAUGUUUGUUGUAUUUUGGAUCUUA